This is a messenger RNA of Gilbertella persicaria, 1720 nucleotides long. RefSeq lists its product as uncharacterized. Gene Ontology annotation, biological process: DNA-templated transcription. Gene Ontology annotation, molecular function: single-stranded DNA binding. Lineage: Eukaryota; Fungi; Mucoromycota; Mucoromycetes; Mucorales; Choanephoraceae. The record is from RefSeq and is a predicted model, not a curated record. Bases 337 to 1698 code for a protein of 453 amino acids. Gene Ontology annotation, cellular component: RNA polymerase III complex. The transcript is spliced from 9 exons.
ACCUUAUUAUUCUUGUGUUCUUUUCUCACAUUCAUGUCUUUUGAAGCAAGACUCUGUCGUGACAUAGUAAAAGAAGACUUUGGAGAGCACUCUGCAGUAACUACCUAUCACGUAUUGCUUUACCACUCACAUCUGUCUUAGUUUGUUGUUCAUGAACUCGUCUUAAAGGGUCGUUCAACACUCCAUGACUUGGCUCGAUUCACCACUUUCUCUGUGAAACGAGUGCGAGAAGUAUUGGUAGCACUUAUUCAACACAGCCUUGUUUAUUUCUCAGAACCAACAGAAGGUAAACCAAGAGACGCGACCUAUUAUGAAGUGAACACAAAUCAAAUUUUAAUGCGUUUACGCAUGGGAAGAAUGAUGCGGGUCACAGAAGAACGUUAUGGCAAGACAGGAUCUGCUAUAUGUCAACUCUUGUUCUUGAAUGGUAAAGUCAAAUUAAGUCAAGUACAAGCAUGGGCAAGAACCAACGAUACAAAAGAUAAAGAUGAGGCUACUUAUACAAAAACAUUUACCAAAAUGGCAAUGGACCAGUUUAUUACAGCUGUCUUGCCUCAACACAGUCGAUCUGUCAUGGAUCAAUUUCUGGAUGCAGAACAAAAGGAAUUAGCUAAAUACACGAUUACAACAGCAAAUGAUCUUGUCACUAUCAAAUUGACAGCAAAGAACAAUGUACAGGCAGUGUUUGAACAGAAUGAAUACAUAGGCAUCAAACGCAAGGCUGUAGAUACAUUAGCAUCUGAAGCUAAACGAUUUUCUCAAGACACUUCUUUGAAUCAAGAAGAUAAGAAAAAAGAGCUGAUCUAUGAGAUUGACCCUACUAUGUUCUUUGCUUUCAACUAUCAUAAAUAUAACCUUUAUUUUCGCAACCUAAUGAUGGCUGAUUUUGCAACUACAAAAAUCAAUAAAACAGCAGGGAUUGUUAUCAAGACAUUCUUUCGCCAUGGUCGAGACAAAAUGAAAGAUAUCAAAGAAGAUUAUUCACCUUCAACAACUGCAAGCCAUAUUGCCAACAUGUUGGAGCCUGAAGUAUUUAAGCGAGGUGAUCUUGUUCUUCCAGGCCAACCAAGUCCACCUGUCAUUCAAGUAGUGGAAGGCUAUUUCCAACUCCUUCGAUCGGGCGGUUUCUUGGCUUUACGAGAUGAAUUGGGUGCAAACCAAUAUGCAGUGAAUUUUAAGAGACUACGCUAUCUGAUGAAACGACAUAUUCUGGAGGGUUGUAUUACAGAUCGAUUUGGUGUGGCCUGUUGUCGUAUUGUAAGGAUCUUGUUGGAUAAAGGAAAAUUAGAUGAAUCUCAAAUACAAAAGUUGUCCAUGUUGCCACUCAAGGAUGUCAGGCAUAAAUUGGGUAUUCUGAUAACACACAAUCUAAUAGAAAUACAGGAAGUACCUCGUUCAGCAGAUCGUGCACCCAGUCGAUCUUUUCAUUUACUUUAUGUGUCCCUAGAGAAAUGCUUUGCUGAACUACUCCAAGAUGUGUAUCGUACCCUGGGCAACCUGCAACAACGUAAAAAUGAAGAACUCUUGAGGCGCGUUAGACUAUUGGAUAAACUUAGUCGUCAAGAUGUGAUCGAAAACAUGACACUGUUGAAUGAGAUUGAUCGAGUAGAACUGGCCAAGAUGGAAAAAGUAGUUGAAAGACUAGAGACUUCAAAGGAAAGAUUGGAUGAGAUGAUCAUGAUUCUUAAAGACUUUUAAUAAACCUUUAUUUCGUGACUGU